This is a messenger RNA of Papaver somniferum (opium poppy), 1792 nucleotides long. RefSeq lists its product as uncharacterized. The record is from RefSeq and is a predicted model, not a curated record. Bases 217 to 1080 code for a protein of 287 amino acids. Lineage: Eukaryota; Viridiplantae; Streptophyta; Magnoliopsida; Ranunculales; Papaveraceae. The transcript is spliced from 3 exons.
UGUUGUAUUCUAAGGGUGAAACUGUAAUCUUUGCGCUCUACUCUUUUUCUGCCCUCUCUCAGUUAAGGAAUCUAUGAUUUUGUUCAUUUUCCCUCCCUGAAAAUCUCGAUGAAAUCGAAGUAAGAUCUUCUAAAAAUCCCAACUUUCUCAUCCUAAUCUCUUCAGUAAGGCAAACCCACAAGAUCCCCUCGUAAAAUCUGAAAUUUAUGCAUAUAAAUGGCACAAAGAACCUUAAACCACCAUCGUCAAACACUGGAAUCCUUCACUUACCAACUCCAUACUUGGAAACCAUUUCAAUUCCAAACCCUAACGAAACCCUUUACAGAUUCACACAAAAGACCAUGUUUAUCAGAUCGAACAACAACAGCAACAACAACAACAAUUGACACUCUAGACAUGUCAAAAUUGAGUUUAAUCGAAGAUGAAAAAAGACCAAAGAAAAAAGAGAAAUUUCAAUGGUUCGCUUCUGCUAAGAAAAGAAGAAGACACGGGUCAAGAUCAGUAUCAGGAAGAAGUACUAGUGAUAGGAGUGGUACUAGAAGGUGUUGUUCAGUUGGAGCAUCAGCAGCUCAUGCGACUUGUUCUGAUUUUGUGGUUGCUGCAACGAAUACUGAUUCCAGUGGUGAAUUGUUCGUUAAUGCAGGAGGUGGUGGCGGAGGUGAAGGGAAUUGGUCUUCCUCUGAUGUUAGUGAAGUAAAGAAUAGUAGAAAGGAUAAGAAAGAUUGUGGGGGUGGAGGUGGUGGUGGUGGUGCUUGUGAGAAGGGGGAGAGUUUGAGUUCUGGUGGGGUUUGGCAAAUUGGGGGUUUUGAUAAUCAAGGGAAUGAAAGUGGGUAUGGUAGUGAACCUGGUUAUCGGGGUGAUGCUGAAUUUGGAUAUGGUGAUGAAUUUGAUGAAGAGGAAGAUGAUGGUAGAGUUUUGUUUUGGGGUGAAAGGUCUAGAGAUACAGAUUGCAACAUGGAACUGGUUGAAGAGAACACAUUUUUGGAUCAAAAAUCUCAUUACAGAUGCAGGCGUAAGAAGCAUGACUGGAGAAUGGCAGUUGAUCCACCACGGUUAGCAGGUGUGCUCUACUUUAAAUAACAAGUUCAGAGCAGGUGUAGGGUCAAAUUCAUGGUAACCAAGGUAUGAGCUCCUUACUUCCCUCAAGCCAUGCACUCUCAAUUGAAAAUGGAUGGAAAGGACAGUAUAUGAUGGGAUAGAAACUAGGAAUCCUGAUGAACUUCAAACUGUUGAAUUUUUUUUAGGUGAAUGACAUAGUGAAGUACUGGUCAUCUUGAAUGUGUACUUACCGUAUUUUAGUAAUUGUGUGUGUACUAAAACCUAGCACUAAUUUCUUAUGUAAAUCUGACAAGCCAAUCCGUAUAGACAAGCUUCAGAGAAACGAAAUUAAGUUAAGAUAUAUCCAUAUUGUAAGUUCCUUUUGUGUAUUCCACUGUUCCAGAGUUUAAGUUUCUUUCAUUACCACAGAAGGGAUAGUGACAUGGGAUAAAUACUAAGAUAAAAGAUCUUUUGCAAGUUCGACUUGUAUAUGCCACUAAGAUCACACGGAUAUAUCCCCGUUUUGUCCUGCCAAUUGCAUGUCCCACAUAGAAAGAGCUAGUAAUAGUAAUGUGCUAAGUGACAAGCAGACCUUAUCUCAAGGUUGUGAUUAUAACUGACAAGCAGGCGUAAAAAUAAGAAUCUUAUCUUAAUGGUACUAUAUUAGCAUGAAUUUGUUUUAGGAACACUGGAAUUGCAAAUUAGAAGGUGAAACUAUUACUAGCUAGUUAAACGGAUUUCACAUGUCUUCUGC